Molecule: messenger RNA, 1435 nt
Organism: Oncorhynchus kisutch (coho salmon)
Lineage: Eukaryota; Metazoa; Chordata; Actinopteri; Salmoniformes; Salmonidae
Product: myosin regulatory light chain 2, ventricular/cardiac muscle isoform-like
Exons: 6
Coding region: 127-633 (168 amino acids)
Molecular function (GO): calcium ion binding
Source: RefSeq, a predicted model, not a curated record
GUUCCCCCAUUGUCUAAACAUAGAGCAGGUGGGCAGAGGAGCCAAGUGUGUCGCUAUAUAAGUGACCAGGGUCAUUUUUUUGUGUCCUCUCAAGCGUAAGUGAACAACUGAGAAGCUCCUGACAUAAUGGCACCCAAAAAGGCAAAGAAGAAGGCAGCAGAGGCCAGCUCCAAUGUGUUCUCCAUGUUUGAGCAAGCCCAGAUCCAGGAGUUCAAGGAGGCUUUCACCAUCAUGGACCAGAACAGAGACGGUUUCAUUGACAAGAAUGACCUGAGGGACACAUUCUGUGCACUGGGCCGUCUUAACGUGGGUAAUGAUGAGCUGGACGAGAUGCUAAAGAUGGCCCCUGGACCCAUCAACUUCACCAUCUUCCUCUCCAUGUUUGGCGAGAAGUUGAAAGGUACUGACCCCGAGGAGACCAUUAUUAAUGCCUUCAAGAUCUUCGACCCCGAGGGACAGGGAGUCCUCAAGGGAGAGGAUAUCAAAUAUUACAUCAUGUCUCAGGCGGACAAGUUCACCGAAGCUGAGGUUGAAGACAUGUUCACAAACUUCCCCCUGGACGUCGCCGGGAAUCUGGACUACAAGAACCUGUGCUACGUUAUCACCCACGGAGAGGACAAGGAGGCGGAGUAAACGAGCUCUCAAUCACCCAACCACUCACCUUGGACCGCCACUACACAUCAUCGCCCUGUACACACGACCCGUUUCCUUUUCCACAUCUCAAUUUCCCCGCAAUAAAAAACAAAUAAAAAGGACUUUGGUGUGUGAACGAAGCAUUGUGUCAUUUGAACUCCAAGAUGACUGUGUUGAAAGUGAAGAGUUGACUGGGAUCAGAGGUAAUGCUUAACAAUGUCUUGUAUGUGAGAUGAGAAUAGCCGUACGCAUAUUUCAGACACCCCCAAGUCGCUGGGCUUCACAGAAGUUAAGUGCAAGAAGAAGAGCGCUAAUAGGGAUACACAUAGGAGUUUGGUGACUGAUAAGUCUGUAUUCCGAUUCAGCCUCUCUGUCCCAGUUGUCUAUUGUGUUACAAUACAUCACAGUAUUUACAGAAAAUUACUAGGAAUUUGAGAAUCAGAUAGGAAGAGCAGCGAGCCAGAAUACAUUGCAUUGUGCAUGUAAAAUAUCACAAGUUCUGCCGAAGAUCAACAAAAGACAGGUGUCACACCCUGAUCUUUGUCACCUGUCCUCGUCAUUGUCACCAACCCAUCCAGGUGUUGCUUGUUUUCCCCAGUGUAUUUAUCCCUGUGUUUCCUGUCUGUCAAUGCCAGUUCGUUCGUCUUGUAUGUUUCCAAGUCGACCAGCGUGGCCUGCCUUGACCACAAGCCUGUCUACAACUCUGUACCUCCUGGACUCUGAUCAUGUCUUGACCUUUUGCCUGUCCACGACCAUUCUCUUGCCUACCCCCUUUGGAUGAAUAAACAUUGUAAGACUCCAA